CACUGACCACAACAUUGAUAACACCACAGCAAUCCUUAGAGAGUGGCUGAAGAACGUGCAGAACCUCUACCACGAUGUGGAGUGGAGGCCAAUGGAAGACCCUCCGUCUUACCCAGAAGAAAUUGGGCCAAAACAUUGGCCAAGCUCCCGAUUCACUCAUGUGAUGAAACUCCGACAGGCUGCCCUGCGUGCUGCGCGAGAGAAGUGGUCAGACUACAUCCUGUUUAUUGAUGCAGAUAAUUUACUGACAAACCCACAAACCUUGAACCUGAUGAUAGCAGAAAACAAGACGUUGGUGGCACCGAUGCUCGAGUCUCGCUCUCUCUACUCUAACUUCUGGUGUGGCAUCACUCCCCAGGGCUAUUACAAAAGGACCUUGGAUUAUCCCCUGAUUCGGGAAUGGAAGAGGACAGGCUGUUUUCCUGUCCCGAUGAUUCAUUCCACAUUCCUCAUUGACCUGAGGAAAGAGGCCUCCACCAAGCUGAUGUUCUACCCUCCACACCAGGACUACACCUGGAGCUUUGACGAUAUCAUGGUCUUUGCCUUCUCCAGUCGCCAAGCAGGAAUACAAAUGUUCAUCUGCAACCGGGAACACUAUGGUUUCCUUCCCAUGCCCCUGAAAUCACACCAGACGCUGCAAGAAGAAACAGAGAACUUUGUGCACACACUAAUCGAGGCUAUGAUCGAUCGACCUCCCAUUGAACCCUCUCAGUAUGUCUCUGUUCCUCCGAAGAACCCUGACAAGAUGGGAUUUGAUGAAAUUUUCAUGAUCAAUCUGAAGCGCCGGAAAGACAGGCGGGAUCGGAUGCUGCGGACUCUCUAUGAGCAGGAGAUUGCGGUCAAAAUUGUGGAGGCUGUGGAUGGAAAAGCACUGAACACAAGUCAGCUCAAAGCUCUCAGCAUUGAUAUGCUCCCAGGGUACCGGGACCCAUAUUCCUCCAGGCCGCUGACCAGGGGAGAAAUCGGCUGCUUCCUUAGUCACUAUUACAUCUGGAAGGAGGUGGUGAACAGAGAACUGGAGAAGACGCUUGUUAUUGAGGAUGAUGUGCGCUUUGAACACCAGUUUAAAAGGAAGCUCCUGAAGCUGAUGGAUGACAUCGAACAAGCCCAGCUAGACUGGGAGCUUAUCUACAUUGGCCGGAAAAGGAUGCAGGUGCAGGAGCCUGAGAAAGCAGUUCCCAAUGUCAUGAAUCUGGUGGAAGCUGAUUACUCGUACUGGACCCUGGGGUACGCAAUCUCCUUCCAAGGAGCUCAGAAACUCAUCGGAGCUGAGCCUUUCGGCAAGAUGCUGCCUGUAGAUGAAUUUCUGCCCGUCAUGUACAACAAGCACCCCGUAGCAAAGUACAUGGAGUACUAUGAAUCCAGAGACUUGAAAGCCUUUUCAGCCGAACCCCUGCUUGUUUACCCCACGCACUACACAGGGCAGCCAGGCUACCUCAGCGACACCGAGACCUCUACAAUCUGGGACAACGAGACCGUGUCAACAGACUGGGACAGAACACACUCCUGGAAAUCCCGGCAGCAGGGCAAGAUCCAGAGUGAGGCCCAGAACAAGGAUGCUUUGCCUUCCCAGUCAUCUCUCAACGUGCCGUCCUCCAGGGAUGAACUAUGA
This is a messenger RNA of Apaloderma vittatum (bar-tailed trogon), 1612 nucleotides long. RefSeq names its product procollagen galactosyltransferase 2. Gene Ontology annotation, molecular function: procollagen galactosyltransferase activity. The transcript is spliced from 11 exons. The record is from RefSeq and is a predicted model, not a curated record. NCBI's taxonomy places the organism in Eukaryota, Metazoa, Chordata, Aves, Trogoniformes, Trogonidae. The coding region runs from base 92 to 1612 and encodes 506 amino acids.